CGUUCUUCUGGACUUCUUACAAUCAUUCCUGCACCAUCACAGCUAACAGCUUUGCUGUACUCUUAAAGGAAAAGCAGGGCCUGAGGGAUCACAGGAAGUUAUUUCCACUCCUGCUAAUGAUCGGAAUCAGCAUUGCAGGUUGUUCGCCCCAUCCCAUCAGUAGUCGGGAGGGCGCAAAGAUACCAACCACUGCCUGGGAGAAACGCAGCGAGGGGGAACCUCGUGGGUCAACGUGUAGCCUCUAGAUGUGUCUGGUAUCGAGACAGGUACACGACAAACUCGACCAGCGGGGCAGCAGGACACAUGGCGGUCUGCUUCUGCUUGGCUAUUUUGUAAGCCAAUCUCGUAACAUAUGACAUAAUAAUCUAGUCCGGACUGCGGACUCGUAUGGCAAGGUGUGGGAAUCACGUGGCGCCUCCCUCCGUCUCCUCUCUCCCUCUCUACUGCCGCCAGCCUCGUCCCGACCCAUCACUGGCUGUUGAUGUGUUCAUCAAUGCUUUCCAAGCUUCUCGACCUCGGAUGGCCCCUCGAGGAAAGAAGGACCAGGUCUGUGUUGAGGAAUAGAUUAUGCAUGAGGCGCAGCGAAAAUAAUCCGCCUUUUGUUUUUUAGCUUGUGGCCUAGAGAAGAACGGGGGAGAGGGAGGGAGUGAGUACAUUGGCGGCUUAGGAUCUUCCCUGAGUUUUCUCCUUGCUCGGCACGAGCGGCGCAGUUGUGUUUCCGACUCAUUGAAGGUGCCGUGGAGCGUGGAGGAUUCUCGCGCUCUGGAUUUUUUGCAAAAGAUUGCGUUCGGGAGUUGUGUGUGGUCGGGAGCUGUGGCCCGACGAGGAAGAGGAAGAGGGCAGCGACGGCAGGCGUUCAGUGCACAGGUGGAGUUUAGAUUCCCUCCGAAAACAACGAUAACGAUAAUCGCAUGGAGUCGAAAUCGGAGUCCGAGGAGCAGCGGUAACUCACCAGUGCCUGCAUGAGUAUGCGGGCGGAAGUCAAGUUGCCAAGUGGUGGUGGCGAUGGAGAACCUCUGAUGGUGGUCAUCGUCGGAGAUUGUCGACUGUGUCCAGCCGACAUUCCUAACUUGGGUGCCUGAACGAUGGCGGUGAAGGCUGAGCACGAAAGGGGAAGGCAAAGGUGCAGCAGCCGGGGACGAGGUUAUGGCAGCUGGGAUGGUUGAUUGCUGGGACGCCACAGUCAACCAGGUGAGAAAGAUGAAUUCUCCGGGCGGUUUAAAUGGUUUGACCCGCAGCGCCGUGUAGCUUGUUGAUUCUAUGCGUCUGCUGCUGUGUGUGGCAACUGAUUGACUGGAGGAGGCCGGCCGCCAGUUUCAGUGUUGAGAUGGGAUGCAUGUGUGGAAAAGUCACCCCGCAUCAGCUGGGCCUAUCUUCCAGUGAGCCGAGAGUGCAUGGAGCGUGUGAAUUUGGAGCAUUGCACGGGCAGGUGGAGAGAAACACUGUGAUGGAAACGACAUUGUGGAGGGAACUACCCGAGCACCUGUUGGACAUGGUUCUGGCUGGUUUGCCCGUACAGUCUUUGACUCGCUUUCGAUCAGUGUGCAAGCGCUGGGAGUCCAUGCUCCUCUCGCCCAAUUUUCUGAAGUUAUGUGCCGGUAGGCAAUCGGAGAAACCGUGGUUUUUGUUUUCGGGACCCAGCGGCGAGUGCAUCGCCCACAACCCCAAUUCCAACAAGUGGGUCAUAUUUCCGCUCAAUUUUCUGCCCUCCUUCAAAUCGGUAGCCGCAGCAUCCCGAGGCCUCUUGUGUAUCAAGGGCGACGAUGACCGAAUUUUCGUCUGCAAUCCGCUCACUCGCUCCUCGGUCGAGCUUCCGCCCAUGAGCAUCCAGCGGGAGAAUCCGGUCAUGGGACUCGUGGUCGACAAGGACCAGAACUCUUUCAAGCUGAUCGUCACCAGCAGCUUCUAUGACAGCCUUCGCGCAUCAGACGUCACGACCGAAGUGUACGAUUCUGUUUCCAGAAGCUGGAAGCUCAUCGACAGCAGACUGUCCAGAUUUCCUCUCCAGAGAGAAGCUUUGUCGUACAACGGGUUCCUUUACAGCGCAGGCUGCAGCACAGUGUUGGUAUACGAUGUGAACAAUGAAAUGUGGAACCAGAUGGAUAGCCCUGUGAUGGAGCUCGGAGUCACGGGUCCGAAGCUGGAUACCACAGUGCUUCCCAAGAUUUGUGAGUGCAAGGGUCGCCUCCUGAUGGUGGCGAUCACCGUCAACAGCGCCCUGGUGAUCACCCGAGUUGCAAUCUGGGAGCUGGCUCAGGAGCGGUCGUCUGCCCGAUGGAAGGAGAUGGAAGUGUUACCUGCCCCGAUGCUGGAAGAAGUUGUCCGCUUGCUGCCUCAUGGCUACCUCUCCAACCUGCCCCAAUAUUCCGGGAACGAUGACUUAAUGUGCCUCGUCAUUGCAUCCAGCAGAGUUCUCGUUCAUUGCAUAUCCCAUCGGACGUGGUACUGGCUUCCCCCCUGCCCCUUCGUCCGAGAAUUCGGUCCCAAGGCUUUUGCAUUCCAGCCCAUUCCUAGUGCUCUUGUGUAGAAGGAUACAGUCGUAUGCAACUUUGUUCUCUUCCGAGCGUAGCUGUAAUUCUACUUCAAUCGUCAGGCAAGCGAUCAGCGUGGAUCGUUCGUUUCACCUCCGAUCGAGAAAACCACAUUUGUCUCAGCUGAUGAACGACGUAUACAGAGAGUGGGCGACGCCCAAGAUUUCUAGGUUCAAGCGAGUAUCGUGCUCUGGAAAGCCAAACCAAUUUGGACGAGCAAGCUGUAAAUCUGCAGUUGUUUCAUGCAUAUCAAGAGGUUGAGUCGAACAGGUGAUGUCAGGCAGCACAAGUCCUGACGGAUAUCAAUCUGCAAGGCUGCAGAUUGUUUAGACUUCGGCUUGUUGCUAUGGUCAUGAUUUACCUCGUGUAAUUAGUGAUAUUGAGUAUGGAGCUGCACCUCUGAAGAUUGCUGAGGAAACUCUUCUCAGUAGGAGGAUGGACUCCAUCUGACGUGUAAUUAUGGACAUGGGUUUAGAAAAGAAGCAUCUCUGCCCAUGAACAUUCCUUAAUACCUUCAUGAAAAGAAUAUCAUAAGACUGUCUCGAAUAUCCAUUUGC
Marchantia polymorpha subsp. ruderalis is the source of this 3088-nucleotide messenger RNA. The record is from the annotation of a GenBank genome assembly. NCBI's taxonomy places the organism in Eukaryota, Viridiplantae, Streptophyta, Marchantiopsida, Marchantiales, Marchantiaceae.